Molecule: messenger RNA, 1241 nt
Organism: Oenanthe melanoleuca
Lineage: Eukaryota; Metazoa; Chordata; Aves; Passeriformes; Muscicapidae
Gene: WDR13
Product: WD repeat domain 13
Exons: 8
Cellular component (GO): nucleus
Molecular function (GO): promoter-specific chromatin binding; protein binding
Source: RefSeq, a predicted model, not a curated record
GCCCGACUCCCCCGGCCUUUCCCCGGCCCAAACCCCGGCCUUGCGUAGCUCCUGAGGCGGAGGUGGAGCGGGACGCGCAGGGCCCCCCCGCGGCGGCCGCGGCCGCCAUGGCCGCCGUGUGGCAGCAGGUGCUCGCCGUGGACGCUCGGUACGCGGCGUACCGCACGCCGCAGCUGCCGCAGUUCCGCACGCAGUACGUGCGGCGGCGCUCGCAGCUGCUGCGGGAGCGGGCGCAGGGCGGGCACCUGGCGGGGGAGGCGCGGCGCUGGUACCUGCGGCUGCGGGCGCGGCUGCUGGCGCAGCGCUACGGCGCGCUCUCGGAGGCGGGCAGCACCCGCAGCGCCCUGAGAGCCAGCAGGACCACGCUGGACAGGAUGGAGGAUUUCGAGGAGGACCCGCGGGGGUCCCGCGGCCACCGGCGCUCGCUGAGCCGCAGCUCCGGCCCGGGGGGGCUGCGGGGGGGCCCCGAGGAGCGCCCCCCCGGCGUUGUCCCCACCCCCCUGGCCGAGGCCAGCCGCGCCAUGGCCGGCGACACCUCCCUGAGCGAGAACUACGCGUUCGCGGGCGUGUUCCACGUGUUCGACCAGCACCUGGACAGCGCAGUGCGCAAGGUGCAGUUCGCCCAUGACGAGCGCCACCUGCUGGCGUGCUGCUCGCUGGACGGGACGCUGUCCGUGUGCCGCCUGGCGCCGGGACCCCCGGCCGUGCUGCGGCGGCUCCGCGGCCACGGGGCCGGAGUCUCGGACUUCGCCUGGUCCCUGUCCAACGACGUGCUGGUCUCGGCCUCGCUGGACGGGACCCUGCGCCUCUGGGACCCCUCGGACGGGCGCUGCAUCCGCAGGGUGCCCGACCCCGACGGGGCGGCGCUGCUGUGCUGCGCCUUCCAGCCGCUGAAUAACAACCUGACUGUGGUGGGCAGCGCCCGGCACAUGGUGCGGGUGGUGAACAUCUCCACCGGGAAGCCGGCGCGGGGCGGCACCGGGCGCCUCCCCGGGCGCGCGCUCGCGCUUUGCUUCGACAGCCCCGGGCGCGUCCUGUGGGCCGGGGACGACCGAGGGUCGGUGUCAUCGUUCCUGUGCGACCCCGGCACUGGCCGGCUGACCAAGGCCUCGCGGGUGCUGGUCCAGGCCGGCGGCUCCAUCACGUCUCUGUCGGCGCGAGCCUGGGCCAGCAGGGAGGCACCGGAUCCGUCCCUGCUGGUGAACGCCUGCCCCGACCGCCUGCUGCUCUUCAGGUACCAC